UAGCACUCAGCUUUAAUGUCUUCCUCUCCUCUCUCGCAGCCGAGUUCGACCAUCAGCUGGUGCGAUCAGCUCCCUUCAUCCUCAGCAGCCCUCUCCAGCUCCAGUCUCUCCUCAGCGUCACUCUCCAGCUCCAGUCUCUCCAUGGAGUCCCGAGCACCAGCACCUGCAACGACAGCGUCAGACGACAUGGAAUCAGACGAAAGACCGUAUGUCUGCGACCUAUGUAGCUGCGCCUACAAGCAUGCCAGCUCCCUGCUCAACCACAAGCUCACCCACAAGACUGGAGACUUCAGGUGCGACUUUUGCAGCAAGCCCUACACUAACUACAUGUCCCUGCGCAACCAUAUGCGAAUCCACGGUCAGAAGCGCUACAUGUGCGACUUGUGCGGGAAGGCCUUCCGCCUGGCCCGGUACCUCCGUAACCACCAGAGGAUCCAUGAUGACGGGCCCAACCGCUUUGACUGUCCCUCCUGCUGCAAGAGCUACAGGACCAUGCUGGAGCUGGCCCAGCACCGCUGCAGCGCUGCUGUGUCCAACCAGUCUGGCGGUCGUCGUUCCAAUUUCUCCGCCACUCCACGCCGCCAGCAACAGCAGCAACAGCAGCAGCAGCAAAACAGUGCUAACUCCAUGAUGCAACCGCAGCAUGGAGGACACGGCCAGCAGGAACCUCUGCCCUCCCACUGCGUGUCACCAAUGUCCCAGGGAGGGCAAGGCGGCAGCGUGGCCAGCCAGACUGUGCCUGACCCCCACCAGCAGGGCCGUCCCAGUUCGGUGUCCUCCCAGAGCAGCCAGCAGAGCAUGAGGAGCUCGUCCUCCAACAAACAUGUCUCCUCCUCCAGCGCCACCCCAUCCUCCUCCUACUCCCUGCUCCAGCCCCUGGUGCCUGAGGUAAAGGAGAUGAGCUCGGGAUACACUAGGCUGAGCGCCAACCCCAUGCCGAAGCACCAGGACACUUUCUCUCUGGCCCCCCAGCGGCCCCUCACCACCAUCAACCCCAUUGGCCACUCCCUUCAUCCGAACGGAGCACCAACGCUCAAGCCUUCCCCUGUGCCACGCACCAUCCAGGCCAUGCCCUGGGAGCAGCGCUCCCUCUACAAUCAAUGAGAACCCCCAGGAAUCAAUCGCCCCCCUUCACGUCGCAUCCACCACCACCCCUACACACCCUCCUCCUCCUCCCCCUCCCCACCCCUUUCGGAUCCAGCAUCAAGGAUGGAGGACUUCAGAAGCCCCUCCACCACCUCACCCCUUCUUUGGAACGUUGUGUUUGGGAUCAGGGGAGGGAACUGUUGAGAACUAGUUGAGAUUGAUUACUGAGUAGUUAGGUUAAAAAAAUGUGUUGCCUUGACCCUCAUGUAUGAUCUAUGCCAUGUACUGGAUAUAAGUUAAAAUGUCCCCUAAUCUGUCCUCUCACUAAGAAUUUAUCUCCCCAUCCUUCUAUCCCACUAGUUAUGAAAAUAUCUAUCCUUCCCAUUAUGAAUAGUGUCUCUCCCCACCCCCAAUUCCUUUAUCCAUACAGUAUCUUAAAUGAAACAAAAGGCUAUUUUUUAUCAAGAGUGUGAUCCAAACCCUAAACCCUGAAGUUGUCAAAGUAAAUGUGACGAAAUUCUCAAAAGUUUGAUAUGUUUUUGAACAUAAAACCCAGCUUUUUUGUUAAAUGAGGCUUCUGGAAAGUAAAGGGAAAGGGGAAACAUGAACUUUUUUGUUUUGUUUUUUUUUUUUGUUUUUUUUUUAAACGUACCCCUUCAAAUAUGCUCCAGAAUGAACAUUGUGUAUAUUGUGCGUUAGGAGGUGUCAUGACUAUUUCAGAAAGUCGUUUCCGUUCUAUUUGACGUUACAGCACCCACACCUCUCAUCUCUGAGCACCAAUGGCAAGGACCAUGACCGAAGCGACUAGGCCGACUGUUGUUCAGAAAAGCAUUUCAGAAAUGUCCAUGGCAGUUUGGCUUCUCUGUGUUGUCAAGACUGAAGCCCUGCUGUUGAAGAGGACCCCUUCGCUACCCAGCAACAGCCACGGAAUAAGGAGGCUUUGGUGCGGUUACCUUCUGUUAACACACAACUAAAAACUCACUUUUCCUACACUCGCAUCUGACUGGUGGCGUGUUGGUAUUGUAGUUUCAAUAAUCUGCUGGCUGGGAAUCAAAUCUAGAAGAUAACAGCACAAGUCUCCAUCCCUUUUGUUCCGAAAUGACCGUUAACAUCUUUGUUCCUUUCACUUUAAAGCACUUCAAGACAAGUGCUCUAUAGUUAUUACUAUUACUGUCUCUGCCAACCAGCCCCAGCCUCUGUCUAGAGCUGUGUUGGCUGUAAAGAUGUAACAUUGCCUUACAUCACCCCCUAAUCACAACUCACUCACAUCAUCACUAGGGACUUAGCAGCAGAACUGGGCCUGGUUUGUGCCCGUAACGCAGCUGCAUCUGGAGGCUACGGUGGCCGAAAAAACGGCGUCUCUGCAGCUCCGGGCCCCACUCCCGCCCCCAGCUCCGACACACCCCCUCAAGUGUUGCUUUUCUUGUGGCAAACGUCAUACCUGCAUCUCACUGCUCCCCAGGAUGGAUCUAGUUAACACCUACCUGCAGGGUGUUUCAAUAAGCAGCCAAUCAUAGUUGGCUGGAUGAAUCCAAAUAAACACAAUAGAUGAAGUGUUUUGUAAACAGUCAAUUUGAUGAAUAACAGUUUAAUCAUGGAUCCGAUAGGUAGUUGAGUUAGGUUAUCUUGCUAACAUGGUGCUCAUUGAAAUACCCACAAUUCUACUGACAUUGUAUUUUCUCUUUUAAAAGUUGUUUCUAUUUUUAUUCAUGACAUAUUUCCAUUGUUGCUUUCUCUAUCCUUGUAAAGUGUCUUUGAGUAUUUAGAAA
This is a messenger RNA of Xiphias gladius (swordfish), 2855 nucleotides long. Its product is annotated as zinc finger protein 646-like. The record is from RefSeq and is a predicted model, not a curated record. Gene Ontology annotation, molecular function: RNA polymerase II cis-regulatory region sequence-specific DNA binding; DNA-binding transcription factor activity, RNA polymerase II-specific. The coding region runs from base 16 to 1104 and encodes 362 amino acids. The transcript has 5 exons. Gene Ontology annotation, biological process: regulation of DNA-templated transcription. NCBI's taxonomy places the organism in Eukaryota, Metazoa, Chordata, Actinopteri, Istiophoriformes, Xiphiidae.